Molecule: messenger RNA, 2071 nt
Organism: Propithecus coquereli (Coquerel's sifaka)
Lineage: Eukaryota; Metazoa; Chordata; Mammalia; Primates; Indriidae
Gene: RSPRY1
Product: ring finger and SPRY domain containing 1
Exons: 15
Coding region: 317-2014 (565 amino acids)
Cellular component (GO): cytoplasm
Molecular function (GO): ubiquitin-protein transferase activity; protein binding
Source: RefSeq, a predicted model, not a curated record
ACUGAAGGAGGGCCAGGGCGGUACGAAGCGGGGGUGGGCCCUGCGCGUAAUGGUAGCGCUGUGGCCUCGCGUCCAUCUUUACCGCUCUCUUGGACCUGUCACAAAGGAGUCGUGCUGCCGCCGCCGCCCCCUCCCUCCGGUGGGCCCAGGAGCUAGAGAAAAACUGCCGUUGGAUGACCAGGAUUCCCUGCAGUUGAUAAUGUUGGAGAUAAACUCUGAAACUUUCUUCAGCAUUCAGUUGUUAAAAACAAAUAGGAUGCAAGUUCCUCAACCCCAGGUUAUGAAAACAGUACUUGGAAAACUCAAAACUAUCUAAAUGAUCGUCUUUGGUUGGGCCGUGUUCUUAGCAAGCAGAAGCCUUGGCCAGGGUCUGCUGUUGACUCUCGAGGAGCACAUAGCCCACUUCCUGGGGACUAGAGGUGCCACUACUACCAUGGGUAAUUCCUGUAUCUGCCGAGAUGACAGUGGAGCAGAAGACAGUGUUGACGCCCAGCAGCAACAGGCUGAGAACAGUGCAGUACCCGCUGCUGACACGAGGAGUCAACCCCGGGACCCUGUUCGGCCACCAAGGAGGGGUCGAGGACCACAUGAGCCAAGGAGAAAGAAACAAAACGUGGAUGGGCUAGUGCUGGACACACUGGCAGUAAUACGAACUCUUGUAGAUAAUUGGCAUUGGGCCUCCAGAGAUGAAGGAUGGUUGGACGUUGUCCAGUCUUUAAUUAGAGUUAUUCCAUUGGAAGAUCCAUUGGGACCAGCUGUUAUAACAUUGUUACUAGAUGAAUGUCCAUUACCCACUAAAGAUGCACUCCAGAAAUUGACUGAAAUUCUCAAUUUAAAUGGAGAAGUAGCUUGCCAGGACUCAGGCCAUCCUGCCAAACACAGGAACACAUCUGCAGUCCUAGGCUGCUUGGCCGAAAAACUAGCAGGUCCUGCGAGUAUAGGUUUACUUAGCCCAGGAAUACUGGAAUAUUUGCUACAGUGUCUGAAGUUACAGUCCCACCCCACAGUCAUGCUUUUUGCACUUAUCGCACUGGAAAAGUUUGCACAGACAAGUGAAAAUAAAUUGACUAUUUCUGAGUCCAGUAUUAGCAACCGGCUUGUCACAUUGGAGUCCUGGGCUGAUGAUCCUGAUUAUCUGAAACGUCAAGUUGGUUUCUGUGCCCAGUGGAGCUUAGACAAUCUCUUUUUAAAAGAAGGUAGACAGCUGACCUAUGAGAAAGUGGACUUGAGUAGUAUUACGGCCAUGCUGAAUAGCAACGAUGUCAGCGAGUACCUAAAGAUCUCACCUCAUGGCUUGGAGGCUCGCUGUGACGCCUCCUCUUUUGAAAGCGUGCGUUGCACCUUUUGUGUGGAUGCAGGGGUGUGGUACUAUGAAGUAACAGUGGUCACGUCUGGUGUCAUGCAGAUUGGCUGGGCCACUCGAGACAGCAAAUUUCUCAAUCACGAAGGCUACGGCAUUGGGGAUGACGAAUAUUCCUGUGCAUAUGAUGGCUGCCGGCAGCUGAUUUGGUAUAAUGCCAGAAGCAAGCCUCACCUACACCCGUGCUGGAAAGAAGGAGACACAGUAGGAUUUCUGUUAGACUUGAAUGAAAAGCAAAUGAUCUUCUUUUUAAAUGGCAACCAGCUGCCUCCUGAGAAGCAAGUCUUUUCAUCUACUGUAUCUGGAUUUUUUGCCGCAGCUAGUUUCAUGUCAUAUCAACAAUGUGAAUUCAAUUUUGGAGCAAAACCAUUCAAAUAUCCACCAUCUAUGAAAUUUAGCACUUUUAAUGACUAUGCCUUCCUAACAGCUGAAGAAAAAAUCAUUUUACCAAGGCACAGGCGUCUUGCUCUGUUGAAGCAAGUCAGCAUCCGAGAAAACUGCUGCUCCCUUUGUUGCGAUGAGGUAGCAGACACACAGUUGAAGCCAUGUGGACACAGUGACCUGUGCAUGGAUUGUGCCUUGCAGCUGGAGACCUGCCCAUUGUGUCGUAAAGAAAUAGUGUCUAGAGUCAGACAGAUUUCUCAUAUUUCAUGACACAUGUGAAGAGGCAUCAUGGACUUAUUUCUACUCAAUUCCAGCCAAUGUUGAAAA